Molecule: messenger RNA, 582 nt
Organism: Arctia plantaginis
Lineage: Eukaryota; Metazoa; Arthropoda; Insecta; Lepidoptera; Erebidae
Source: the annotation of a GenBank genome assembly
AUGACGGAAUACACUAGGCCACCCCUUGAUCCAAACUUGGUUAAAUUUUCCGAAAAGAAUGACUACGAUUCCUUGGCAAAAUACCUUGUUGGUAAUAAUUUACGUUUUCGUGAAAAUAUCAUAAUACCCAGAAUUUUGGGACCGGUCAUAAUUAAAACUAACGAGGAGAAAAUGAUCGAGUCUACUAUUGAGAGCUGUCCUUUUAAGUCUGUGACUAGCUGCAUCAUUGGUUAUGGCCUCGGUGCAGUGGUUGGUCUUUUUACAUCAUCGUUAAUGCCUAACGUUACUGAUCCUACGGCACAACAAAACCAAACUGCCCGUGAAAUACUGAGGGAAAUGAAAAAUUCUAUGCUAAGUUACGCCAAGAACUUUGCCAUACUCGGUGCUGUGUUCUCUGGAGUUGAAUGCUGUAUUGAGACAGCUCGUGGCCGGUCUGAUUGGAAGAAUGGAACUUAUGCUGGAGGUGUGACAGGUGGACUGAUAGGUUUAAGAGGUGGCUUGAGAGCCGGCUUAUUCGGUGCAGCAGGUUUCGCAGCAUUCUCCACAGUGAUAGACUAUUAUAUGCAUCAACGCAAUUCAUAA